AUGCCAAUGUUAGAUGAAAAUGCAGAUACAUUUCAAUUCCAACAUUCAUUAUUUCAAUCACCAUACUCACCAUCUAAAAGUGAAGAAGAUGAUAUAUUAAAUAAUAAAAUAAAUGGUAAUAGCAAUAAUUGUAUCAAUAUAAAUAGCGGUAGUAGUAGUAAUGCAACAAAUUGGAUAGAUGAUGAUAGUUUUACUCAACACCAUCUAUCACCAUUAAAAAAUCCUCAUUUUCAAUAUCAACACCACAAUAAUUUUAUUAAUAAUAAUAAUAAUAAUAAUAAUAAUAAUACACAUUUAUCACCAAUAAAACAAAUUAAUUUAAUUGAUAAUGAAAAUCAUAAUUGGUUUGAACCUACAUCUUCAACAUUAUCUACAUCUUAUUCACCAAGUUCUGAUAUUUUAUUUUCAUCGCCCUCUCCUUCAUCAAAUAUUUUAUCAAAUACUUUACCAAUACAAUUUUAUCAUCAACCACAACAACAACAACCACAAUCUUUUCAAUUUUUACAACCAAAAACAACUUUAAUAUCACCAUUUUCUCCAAAUCAAACUAAUACAAUUAAUAUGACACCUCAGUCUCAACAACAACUUCAACAACUCCAGCAACUCCAACAACAACAACAACAACAACAACAACCUAAAAAACAAAUUAAAAAACCCCUACCAAAUUUAAAUAAUAUGAUUUGUAAGGAAUGCAAUAUAAAAUUAAAAGCAAAAUAUAUAAGUUUAGAUGAGGUUUUAUUUAUGUGUCCAAAAGAGGGUUGUUUAUUCCCAUUGCAAGAAAAAGAAAUGUGUUCCUUUAUAUUUGAUUCUUGUUUAUUUAAAAGACAACAAAAUAAAAAGUAA
This is a messenger RNA of Dictyostelium discoideum AX4, 843 nucleotides long. RefSeq lists its product as hypothetical. Bases 1 to 843 code for a protein of 280 amino acids. The transcript has a single exon. NCBI's taxonomy places the organism in Eukaryota, Evosea, Eumycetozoa, Dictyosteliales, Dictyosteliaceae. The record is from RefSeq and is a predicted model, not a curated record.